Molecule: messenger RNA, 2939 nt
Organism: Phragmites australis (common reed)
Lineage: Eukaryota; Viridiplantae; Streptophyta; Magnoliopsida; Poales; Poaceae
Product: wall-associated receptor kinase 2-like
Exons: 3
Coding region: 213-2567 (784 amino acids)
Biological process (GO): cell surface receptor signaling pathway; protein phosphorylation
Cellular component (GO): plasma membrane
Molecular function (GO): protein serine/threonine kinase activity; ATP binding; polysaccharide binding
Source: RefSeq, a predicted model, not a curated record
GCAGAUCUGCAAUGAAAUUCAGCAGGCGAAAAAGCAAGAGCUCUGUUAUGCGUGGAAACGAUCAAGCUAGCAAAGCACAUCGCAGCAUGGGUCCAGAUUACGGUCAAGUCGUUCAACUCGCGCGUUUUAGGUGAGCCAAGCACGUGGCAGGAGCGGCCAGGUCAACUUCCUCAAAUGGCUUGUUGAUAUCUCGUACUAUUUAUGGCAGACUGAUGGAUCGGCAUGUCAGAAACUACAAAUCUUUGAGUAACCAAGUGUACAAGAUAUUGUCAGCGAUGAUGAUUCCGGCAGCAAGUACUGCGGCAACGGCGCUGCUGCUGCUGAUGCAGCUCUGCUUGGCGGCAGCUCAGGCCAGAGAUGCAGGGCCGUCGCCGGGCUGCCCAACCAGCUGCGGCAACGUGAGCGUGCCUUACCCGUUUGGCAUGGGCUCAGGCUGCUAUCACCCUGGCUUUGACCUCACCUGCGACCGGACGCGCCAGUCCCCACGGCUGCUACUAGGCGACGGCACCCUCCGGAUCGUGGAGAUCUCGCUGGCCAACUCCACGGUGCGCGCCAUGAACACUGCCGGCGCCGUAAACAUCACCAACGACUCGGGCGCUGGCGGCAACGGCACAUGGCGCGGCCUCGGCUCCGACAGGGGCAGCACUUACAUCGUCUCCGAGAAGCGCAACCAGUUCGUUGUCACGGGGUGCAACAUCCAGGCCAUGCUGGUCGGGGGCAGCAGCAACGUCAUCACCGGCUGCUCCUCCAUCUGCUCCAUCACCGACAAGUGGACGGGCGCCGUGGUAAGCAGCCCCGGCUCCGGCUCGUGCUCCGGAAUCGGCUGCUGCGAGACGCCCAUCCCCAUCGGGCGCCCCUCCUACGGCGUGGAAAUCAAGCACCUGGACUCGUCCAACGAGUUGACCGGCCGGUUGCCCAUGGCGGUGCGCAUCGCCGAGAAGGGUUGGUUCGAUAGCGUCGCCGCCCAGAUGCUGAACAACUCAGAGAGGGACACGUCGCUCCAGACCGAGGUUCCGGUGGUGCUGGAGUGGGCUGUGGCGUCCACCCCGGUGGUACUGCCGGGAGUGGCAGCCAACAACUCGGCCGCCUGUCCCACGGACGCGGCCAGCAGCGCGUGCCGUAGCAGCAAUAGCUACUGUCAAAACGUCACUGGCAACUACCGCAGUGGCUACGUGUGCCGGUGCCAGGAAGGGUACGACGGCAACCCCUACGUUGCCGACGGAUGCCAAGAUAUUGACGAGUGUGCUCUGCCGGGGAAGUGCUUCGGCGUGUGCAAAAACACAUUAGGAUCGUACGUGUGCCAGUGCCCGAGCGGUGCUCAUGGGAACCAGCACAUCAAAGAUGGCUGUGUCAAAUCUUAUCUAGGGUUAAGCAUUGGUCUUGGAGUCGGCAGCGGCGCUGGUCUUUUGUUCCUGGUACUCGGUGCUGCCUUUGUGACCCGUAGGAUUAAGAAUCGGAGGGCACGAAUGCUGAGGCAGAAAUUUUUCAAGCAGAACCGUGGACACUUGUUGCAACAAUUGUUAUCUCAAAAGGCGGACAUCGCUGAGAGGAUGAUCAUCCCCUUGGUAGAACUAGAGAAGGCCACAAACAAUUUCGACAAAGCUCGCGAGCUUGGUGGAGGAGGGCACGGUACCGUCUACAAAGGGAUCCUAUCCGACCAGCAUGUCGUCGCAAUCAAGAAAUCAAAAAUGACAAUUCAAAGAGAGAUUGAUGAGUUCAUAAAUGAGGUAGCUAUUCUCUCGCAAAUCAACCAUCGGAAUGUGGUAAGACUUUUCGGAUGCUGCCUUGAGACAGAAGUGCCACUGUUGGUUUAUGAAUUCAUUUCAAAUGGAACCCUUUAUGACCAUCUUCAUGUUGAAGGACCAACAUCAUUGACAUGGGCGCAUAGGCUGAGAAUCGCUACAGAAACCGCUAGAUCCCUUGCCUACCUUCAUAUAUCUGUGUCAUUCCCUAUAAUCCACAGGGAUAUCAAGUCCCAUAAUAUUCUAUUAGAUGGCUCUCUAGCGGCAAAAGUGUCUGACUUUGGAGCUUCAAGGUGUAUUCCGGCUGACCAAACAGGGAUUACAACCGCUAUCCAAGGAACAUUGGGAUACCUAGACCCCAUGUACUACUACACCGGGCGACUCACUGAGAAGAGCGAUGUUUUUAGCUUCGGUGUCGUUCUUAUAGAGCUGCUGACCAGAAAGAAGCCAUAUUCAUUCAGAUCACCUAAGGAUGAUGGCCUAGUAGCACAUUUCACUGCCUUGCUCUCUGAGGGCAACUUGGUUCACAUACUCGAUCCUCAGAUCGUGGAGGAGAGAGCUGAAGUGGGAGAAGCAGCAGCAUUAGCUGCGGCAUGUGUCAAGCUGAAAGCCGAGGACCGGCCGACCAUGAGACAGGUGGAGAUGACCCUUGAAAGCAUAGCAUCACUACAACAGGUUGUGAUGCAUAGUGAGGGUACAAAGAUAUCCAAAGAAAAACAAAUGGCAGUGAGCUAUCCAACAGCUGAGGGCAGAAGCCGGGAGGAGUCAAGUAGGCAGUACAGUCUUGAAGAAGAGUUCUUGUUGUCGGCAAGGUACCCCCGGUAGUGAUUUCUUGUGAGUUGAAUUAAGAACUGGCUUAUGUCCUGGUACAAAAUUCUGAAAGCUUCUGUGCUUUUGAUGCAUUUGAUAGCCAAAAUGAAACAUGCUCUUUUGAAUAUAUUUGGAGCACAUUCGUCUGAAUCUAUAUAUUUUUAUUCAUUUCCAUAGUAGUAUUUGCCAAUCACCCGUCUUCCUAGGCCAUUCUAGCCUGCUAACUAGUCUAAAAUUGUAAACUUUCAUUCAUUGGGGGUGUCUAAUAUGAGUUGGAGCACUAAUCUCCAUUGUCGACGCCGCCACGACCUCUUGCGUGAAACAUAUUGACAACCUAUUCCGUUUCCCAUCUAGCACACCCCCGCUACUCUUUCCUGCAGGUGUUAU